UUAUAUGAAGUUAAUUUGUCAUAAUCAAGAAGCCUUGCAAAUGGCAUCCUAUCUCAAGUACAAAAAAUAUUGAAGUUGAUUGUUACUUUAUAUGAGAAAGGGUCACAUCAGGAGACAUCAUCACUACAUUCGCUGGAUCAAAAGAUCAGCUGGUUGAUGUUCUCACCAAAGGUCUCACUAGUCCUAAGAUUAAAUAUAUUUGUCUCAACUCGCAUGAGGUUGUGUUGAUUCCCUAUGAGCUGUUCUUCGACAUCCACCUCGCAUUGGCCGACCCUCUGUAGGAGGGCUUUUAGUGUCUCCAUUGUUGCAACUUCAUUUUCUGUUUUGCCCAAGUCUGCUAACAAUUUGUUAAGAACACAUGAACAAGAUCUUGUCCUGGGACGUGUUUAAGAGAGAGUUGUCUGAAUAAAACGAAACAAUGUUUAUUGUUAAAUUCGUCGGUGUACAGCCUCAUAUAGAUGCCACCAGAGUCCGUAAGGAUAGGAAAUAAGAUCUGCAAAGCUAGUACAACUCAAAAACUAAAGACUAACUAAACUAGAAUUAAUGAAUAUAAUAAUGACAAUAAUAGGAAAAAAUAACCGUCUCCAUGUCUAAUCCCUUUAAGAUAUUUAAUAGGACAUAAUAAUUCUCUGCAUGUCCAUACACUUUCGGUUCUAGGCUGCUCGGCUAUUUGGCCUAUUUGGUGUUGGCUAUAAGUGGUCCCCAAAAGGAGUCCACAACCUGAUGCUGAUGAGCUAACCCAUUCUACCAACGGGCCGGAUAGGGAUACUAACUAAACUAGCAGGCCACAAGUGCCUGUACAGGGCUGCUCUUCUUCUGGUUUCUGGCCUGGACCAUCGUUUGGGUCAAUAGGCCUGACGCCAAUCCAAUAAAUAUAACUCUUUCAUGCUGGGCUAGAUAGUGCUUGGACCUAUAUCCCAACAAUAACAAUAAGGAUCAAGGAAAAUGAUAACAGUGGUCCUUACUCCUUCGGGGGUAUAGUUGAGAAUCAAUGAGACCCGAGUUUUUAUGCCAUUUUCAAGAAACAAUCAAUUUUUUACUACAUAAUACUUAAUGGGCUAAUUUGAUAAACUGUUUGUUUUUGACACGCUAAAGUAAAAAGCUUUUACACUAUGAUUUAUUUAGCUGAUGAAUUAGUUAUUGGAAUGCUGAUAUUAAAAUACAUUUCACCACUUAAAUCCAUAUAUAAAUCUUAAAUAUGAAUAACAUGGUUGUAACAACAACAAUAAUAACAAAGUGUAGGUUUUAAUAAGCAAACAGUGUUUCCUAUGGAGGAAAAUGAAAGCACUGAGAUAUGAUUCAGAUUUAUUGGACACCUGAGCAAAAAUUAGAUGUAUAUCAUGAUGCAAAAAAAGUAGCAAAAGAGCACCUCAGCUCUUUUUAUUAAGUGCAUUUGCUGUCAUCUCUUGGGGAAAUAUACAUUAUUAUCCAUGUAUCCACAGGUUUUACAGUAAAUGUGACUUUUAGAAACACAUAGACAAUGGGUUUCUAAGACAGAUCAGUUAUGCUAAGUGUCUAAGCACCAUUUUAAAAUAACAUCACAGCUAGGAGCAUUAACCACAGCUUUAAGGGCAACAUGAAUUCAAUAAUAUGCAUGAAUAUGUUUGCUUAAGGCUGAAAUGUAAAGUUCAUUUACAGAAGUCUGCUAUGGGAAAGGCAGACUUCCAAAUCAAGCAUCAGUGCAUCAUUGACAUGCAUAUGUAAGUUUAGAAACCGCAUAAUUGUUAAAUGCAGUAAUUAAUACUACAUGUAAUACAUGCUUAUGGCCAUAUGUUUGAAACUUGAAAGACUAAUUUGUUAAUAAAUUAUUCAAUAAUUAGAGUCAAAAGUAGUAAAGCAUUAGUUCCAGAAUUAUAUAAAAUCAUGGACAUGUAUAUGUAAGUUUAGAAACCCCUUAAUUGUUAAAUGAAGUAAUUAAUAUAAUACAUGCUUAUGGCCAUAUGUUUGAAACUUGAAAGACAAAUUUGUUAAUAAAUUAUUCAAUAAUUAGAGUCAAAAGUAGUAAAGCAUUAGUUCCCAUCAUCAUCAUCAUCAUUACCCAGUGCCGCAAAGGCUCCCACCUACGGUGGAGUAGGGGGGGUCGGAUGUACACAGUCUUACCCUUGUACUAAAGCACAGAGAGACUGUUUCCGAAUGACCCGUAGUGAAAAUCGCGUCGAAAAUUGCAUAGUAAAGCAUUAGUUCCGAAAUUAUAUAAAAUCAUGUUAGCCAAAAUACUUACCCAAGACAUCAUAUGGCCUCAAAUAAAUGGACAUGCAAAAUACCACCGAAAGAAUAUAUAAUAUGUACGACAGUGAACUUACAAAUUCAACACUUUGAAAAGGGUCACAAGUUUGAUUAAAAUCAUUAAACCAACAUAAAAACAAAUUGAUCAUGAUAUCUAUCAAUAAUAACUUGCCGCAAGAAGCCAGUAAUUAAAUACUUAGAUGGACUUGAAGAUGGUAAGAAUGUAAGGGUUAAUAUUCACAAUUGAAUCAGUAUGACCAAAAGAGUCGAAUGGUUCACAUUCACGUGAUUCGACAAUAUGUGUUUCUAUAUUAAGGCCUUAAUGCAUGAAUGACUCAUUACCCAAAAAUCGUAUCAAACAUGAAUAUUGCAACCACAAUGAGGGCAAAAAAGCUUCACUUUUUCCUUGAUUAAUUGUGUGGUUUGUAUGCCGUGAAGAUAUGGGGAACCAAAGAUAGAGGGUUUUGUUACUUGUUCCAGACGUGCACUCAAGUUUUAAAUAAGAAAUAAAGAACAGGUAGGGUGGGGGAGGCAAAAUUCACUAAAGCUAAGAGAACGGAAAGAUAAAAUGUUUGGUAGGGCAUAUGAGAAAUUGUGUGAAAAAGAUAUGCCGAUCGAUUAUUUAAAAAAUGCAUCAUAUAUAUACUAUUUGCCGUUGGAACCUCAAACUCCAUUUGGAAAGAAAUUCUAGCACUCCAGCUAGCAAAGUGAUAACGUUACGGCAUCAUCCCUUGCAUGUACACCGUGUGUCUUUCACAUAGAACUUCAUUUUCAAUGAAACUCUCAAUAAACGACAACCAUCCACCGAAGCACAAAUCAUAUUGUUAUCUUCACCUUCACCGAAAUCUCUUAUAUAAAGCAGCCACAACGCUAAGACAAAUCAACCACCAAGUAAACUUACUCUCCAAUCUCGAUGCAUUCAUGCCCUGAGCGCUCUCUCUUUUAUCUGUAAUCCAAGUUAUAUCCUUCUUUCAUUAAUCACUUGAAAGUGUGAUAAUGAGAAAUAUAGUCUUCAGAGAGCAAGGGAGAGACAUUUACACCACUCCUACGCAGAGUCUCAAAUAUGUCUGGGAUUGUGUACGAGUUCCUAUUCUUGUGCCUCUUCUUAAAUUGGCAAUGUCUAUAUGCAUAUUGAUGUCGGUGAUGCUGUUUCUUGAAAGGGUGUAUAUGGCAAUUGUAAUUGCUUGCGUUAAAUUCUUAGGGAAAAAAAGGUAUACCAAUUAUAAGCUCGAUGCCAUGAAAGAUGACCUUGAGCAGAACAAGAACUACCCAAUUGUGUUGGUCCAAAUUCCCAUGUUCAAUGAAAAGGAGGUAAUAACCAUUAUUAUUUGAUACUAGUGCACUUCACUUAUAUAGAAUAUAAACCAUGCUUAUCUUUUUACUCUUUUAUUCUUCACCAGGUUUACAAGCUUUCAAUUGGAGCAGUAUGUGGGCUUACAUGGCCAUCAGAUAGGCUUAUUGUGCAAGUUCUUGAUGACUCUACUAAUGAAUCCCUAAGGGUAUGUUUUUGUCUAUUUUGGAUGGUUUUUUAGAGGAAGGGUCAAAUUUAUUCCUUUAAAAUAACUGAACUAUUUAUAAUUAUGGUAAUUAAUAUAUGAAUAUGACAUCAAAAUGAUAUGUUACCAUUUUAUUCUUUCAUUUAAAAGAAAAAAAUCUUGAAAUGAAAAAAAAAUCCAUUCUCUAUCCUCCCCUCCAAUACCUAACUCCCAAAUAUAAGUAAAAAGCUUGAGAGUAUUCUCUGGACUAAAUAUUUCAUUAACUUCGGUGUCUAUCAAGGUCUCAUCAGUUUGUCUUUAAGAUAACGCUUUAAGCAUCAAUAUGCAGAUAUCAGUCGAAGAAGAAUGUCAGAAAUGGAUUCAGAGAGGGGUUAAUGUUAAGUACGAGACAAGGAAGAAUAGGAAUGGUUACAAGGCUGGUGCUCUACGUGAAGGUCUAAAAAAGCAUUAUGUUGACGACUGUGAGUUUGUUGCAAUCUUCGAUGCUGACUUUCAGCCUGAAAAUGACUUUCUUUGGAGGACAAUCCCUUAUCUCCUAGAAAACCCAGAAUUGGCACUGGUGCAAGCGAGAUGGAAAUUCGGUAAGGACAAAUCUACCAACAAAAGUUUUAAAACUAUAUCAAUAGCAAUGUUCGAAAUUGUAUAUUGCAUUGUUGGGGUAGUUAGAACUCAUUGCGCAAUGAAGAGUUAGCCUAAGAUUAUUAUACAAAUUAAAUAAUUAAGGUGGUGUCCAUAAUAGGAGUAAAACAUGGACCAAGUUCACAAAUAUGAGCAAUUAUGUUUUAUUCCAAAAAUAGGACUUGUUUAGUCCUAGUGAAAGAAUAAAAGCAAUUAAGGUUUCUUUUUUAGGAGUGGAUGGGUCAUAUUUUGAAGAGGGAAAAAUGGUGGUCCUGUUUGAGGAUACAUAUCAUGUUUUAGUCCUAUUUAGGGAAUAUCCUCAAAAAUUACAAAUACUACUAUAAAUCUUACUCCGUAUUAAAUUAUAUACUAAAUUCUUUAAAAUUCGAUAAAUUUCAUAGUGAAAAGAAACAAUAAUGAGGACAUGAACCCAUACAAUAAGUUCAAGCAUCAUAUGAUAGCAAAUAUUUCAUACUCCAUUAAAGUUUAACAUUUACUAGACUGAGGAAUGAAAAAAAUUGAGUCAUCAAUAUUUAGUGGUUUAGAAAGUUAAAAAGCAAUCAAAGCUACUAUAUUUCUUUGUUUGAUUUUUCCAUAACCUUCUGUGUUUUGACAUUGAAAUUUGAAAUUCAGGACAUUAAUUACAUUAGUGCUUCAAGGAGCGUGCAAAAAUAUUAUGGAGAACUGGAGCAAUAAUUAUAAUUAUUCUAUUAAUAAUUAAUGCUUUAGAAGCCAUUGUUGAACAGGAUUAGUGACUUUAAGCAAUUUGUUAAUAUUAAUCCAUAUAGCUAUUAACCAGAAAAUCGACAAUUAUUAACUAGGAAAAAAAUAAUAGGAAAAAUACACCUUGCAAAUGAGAAGAGAGAGGAGUUUGCAUCACGUUAAUGUGUGUGACAAACUAACAUAAACAAAAUCUAACACAUCAUUAACGCGAAAAAUUACAUAAAUAAAAACACGACCUUGUAGUCUUAGUCUUGUGGAUGAGAAGAGAUAAGAGAGAAUGAACAAUCAUAGAAGAAAGGCGAUCAUCGCAUAAGAGAAGUGAAGAGUCGGAGAAGUUGUAAAAAAAAAUUAGGCUUUUUUGAGUGGGCCAAAGCCCCAACAUAAUAAGUAAACCCUGAAAACACAAUUGUGUGCGUCUCAUCACGUACGCCUCGUGGUGUAGGCAUGUGGUAAAAAAGGCAUAAGCCUCUACUCUAGGAGUUGCCUUAAUGCGUUUGGCCGAGAAAUUGCUGAAGCGCACCGCAAGAUGCAAAGGCAUUGUACAAUUACUAACACUGAUCAUGAGUCAGUGAGUCAAAGUUGAUGAGCAUCGAACCAUACAGUUGAUAAUCCAACUGUGAAUAAUUAACUUCGCCAUUUAGCUAUAUAUAUAUAUAUAUAUAUAUAUAUAUAUAUAUAUAUAUAUAUAUAUAGGGGAGGGUUCUAGUGAGAACCCCUCUUACAAUAAGAACCCGUGAGAACCCCUGAGAACCGGUGGUAUUUUUGGCUGAAAUUUUUUGUGUAUGUUCCUCAUCAAGUCUAGAUCAUCCAUACCAAAUUUGAGCAAAAAAUUCAAUCGGAAAGGUCAUCAAAUGAUUUUUGAAAGAAAA
This is a messenger RNA of Cuscuta europaea, 5932 nucleotides long. Lineage: Eukaryota; Viridiplantae; Streptophyta; Magnoliopsida; Solanales; Convolvulaceae. The record is from the annotation of a GenBank genome assembly.